Gongylonema pulchrum is the source of this 567-nucleotide messenger RNA. Lineage: Eukaryota; Metazoa; Nematoda; Chromadorea; Rhabditida; Gongylonematidae. The record is from the annotation of a GenBank genome assembly.
CUGGAUGGAGGCGCGACUGUGGUGCGUGGUGUCUAUGGCAUACCGACGGAGUGUUAUGGCGGAAGAUGGGAGUGUGGACAGCUUGGGACAGCUUAUUACUCGCAGUAUCAGAAAAUGAAAAAGGAAUGGAAAAACACAGUAUACUUGGCACGCUCACGUAUUCAGGGUCUAGGACUGUAUGCAUCACGAGAUAUCGAAAUGAAUUCGAUGAUUAUCGAAUACAAAGGCGAGGUCAUACGCAGUGAGGUUGGAGAAAUGCGGGAAAAGAAGUACGAAGGUCAGAAUCGCGGUGUUUAUAUGUUUCGAGUUGAUGAUGAGAGACUCAUUGAUGCGACGAUGGCUGGUGGCCCUGCGCGCUACAUUAAUCACUCGUGUGAUCCAAACUGCAGUACACGAUUGGUUGAUUCAGGCCCUUCCGGGGAUGACAAAAAAAUUAUCAUUAUCGCGAACAGACCGAUCAGUGCUGGUGAAGAGCUGACAUACGAUUAUCAAUUUGAUAUUGAAGAUACAGCGGACAAAAUUCCCUGCUUAUGUGGUGCUCCAAACUGUCAGAAAUGGAUGAAUUGA